Messenger RNA from Alosa sapidissima (American shad), 11690 nucleotides. It is a transcript of the gene mxra5a, whose product is annotated as matrix-remodelling associated 5a. Gene Ontology annotation, cellular component: extracellular region. The record is from RefSeq and is a predicted model, not a curated record. The transcript is spliced from 7 exons. Gene Ontology annotation, molecular function: protein binding. NCBI's taxonomy places the organism in Eukaryota, Metazoa, Chordata, Actinopteri, Clupeiformes, Clupeidae. Bases 404 to 10651 code for a protein of 3415 amino acids.
UCCCCUAACCGCUGGAGCCUCGGAUCUGAGAGAGACUGGUCGCCUUUUCCCUCUCCUCUCCUCUACUCUUUUUUGCCCUGUAGGUUCUUCAUUAACCCUUCGACUGGUGUAGCUAAUAAAUAUCCCAUAAUUAGUUCUGUCUGGAUAUACAAGGCGACCGCAAAGAAUCAGGAACAUGUUUUUAAGAACUUUGAUGGAUUUAUGAAUGAAAACACCUGCAUAUUGAAGCAGUUUCUCUCUCCAUAUCCUGCAACUUAUUCGGUGAUUUUGUGAAUUCUGCCGUACCGAGUGGAGAAAUGUGCUCGUGAGGAAGGGGAGAUGGGUCUUGUUGCGCUGUGACAUGCAUCGACUCUACCCGGUCAGAGCGAAAGCGAGUUUGUUUUGAGCGCAAGUUCGGUGGAGGAUGAUGAGAACGGGUCGUCCUGCUGAUCGCGUGCAGCUGUUGCUGCUGCUCGCGCAGCUGGUCCUGAUGCUCUCGCGGCCCGGGGAGGCUUGCCCGCGACCGUGCUCGUGCCAGCAACCUGGAGAGGUGCACUGCACGUUCCGCUCCCUGAUGGCCAUUCCCGCGGGGAUCCCACGGCAGGUGGAGCGCAUGAACCUCGGAUUUAACUCCAUCAGUCGGAUCACCGACUCCUCUCUGGUCGGACUCAGGAAGCUCGACCUGCUCAUGAUGCACGGGAACGACAUCCACAACAUUCCCGACGGUGCAUUCCGAGAUCUCAGUUCACUCCAGAUGCUGAAACUGAGCUACAACAAGCUGCGUGAGCUGCGUCGGGCCACGCUGUGGGGUCUGUGGAGCUUGACGCGCCUCCACCUGGACCACAACCGCCUGGAGACGCUCCACCCGGACGCCUUCCAGGGCCUGACGGGGCUGCGCCUACUGCAGCUGGAGGGCAACCGCCUGCAGCAGCUCCACCCUCAUGCCCUCUGCACCUUCUCCCUGCUGGGCCACUUCCCCUUCUCCACGCUGCGCCACCUCCACCUGGCCGACAACGCCCUGCGCGGCGUUUCCCCCGAGCUCCUGCGGGGGGCGCCCCUCCUGGAGACGCUCACGCUUCACGGCAACCCCUGGAGCUGCGACUGCGGCAUGCGCUGGUUCGGGGCGUGGAACCAGAGAGCGUCAGGUGUGUUGAAGUGUAAGAAGGACCGGGCGUACGAGGGGGGUCAGCUGUGUCCCCUCUGCUCCUCCCCCACCUCCCUCCAACAGAAGGAGCUGCAGCAGCUCGAUGACCUCACAUGCUCCGCGCCGGUCAUCAUCUCCGCCCAGCGGAGCUCCAUGCCCGAGGACACCGACAGCGAGGUCACACCCCCCGAGGAGUUCCGCCCAGCCCUAGGCAACGUCUCCCUGGGCCUGACGGACGAGCACGGCAACAAGGUGAACCUGGAGUGCAGCGUGCGGGAGAUGGACGGGUCAACCCGCGUCAGCUGGGCCCAGCUCGGUCCCGGUAGCAGUUCCAUCUCAGCCAACGUGUCGUUCUCCGUAGACCUGGAGUGCCCGAUGGACCGGGGCAACUACGAGCGUUUGUGGCGCCUGAUCGCCUACUACAGCGAUGUGCCGGCUCACCUGCAGCGCGAGGUGAUGCUGGAGAAGGAACCGAACCUCAGCUAUCGGUACCGGCAGGACCCGGAGCGCGAUGCACUCUACUUCACGGGCGUGCGGGCCAGCGUGAAGGCCAGGCCCAGCUGGGUCAUGCAGCCCGAGAUGGACCUGCAACUGAAUCGGCGCCAGUCCUCGGGAAAGCUAGUGCGGUUGCUGCUUAGCGCUCGGACCACACAGCACCUGGAGCCGAAGGAGGCCCGAGACCAGAACCGGGCCUGGGUGCUCAUUCAGAACCACAACCGCACCAGAACCGCAGUCACCACCGUGGUGGGUCAGUCGGUCGUGCUGGAGUGUAGCGUGACGAGCUCUGGUGACCCAGCGGUGGAAUGGGUUCUGCCGGACGGUUCGCGGGUGGCGGCUCCACACCGCGGUGCAAACGGGCGGCUGGCGGUGUCAGAGUCCGGCGAGCUGUCGCUCCGUGCGGUGGAGCACGGGGACGCCGGCCUGUACUACUGCGUGGCGCACGUGACUGGGGACUUCAGCGUGCUGCCCUUCCGCCUGGUGGUGGAGGAGUCAUCCAGCCCUCCGCCUGGAGGAGAGGGAGUGACGGCGCCCGCGUCGGGGUUCGCCGCUGACCGCGUGUUACUGCCCUGUGAGGCGUCAGGGUCGCCGGACGCCGAACGCCAUUGGAUCCUGCCGGAUGGCCACGUGGUGAGCGCCCACUCCAACGCCACCCCACGCGCCCUCCUUGCAGCCAAUGGCUCCUUGGUCCUCCCCCAUGGCCAGAUCUCUGACAACGGCUACUACAAGUGUGUGGCCCUCAGCGCCCAUGGCGUGGACACGCUCGCCACCAAGCUCACACUCUCGCGUCGCCAGGGGCGACCACUGCAGAGGCCCCCAGUCCGGCCACAGGGGGCCAAGGGGGUGUCCACGCGUGUGAGGCCGAAGCCCCCCCAGGAGCAGACUGAGAAGCGGGAGGAAGAGGAGGUGGUGGAGGGGGCAUCUGGAGAAGAGGGUGUCCAGGAGGAGGUGGAUCUGUCAGCGAGGCGCGGGGGGGAGGCCCCGUCGCCACGGAGACGGAUGAUGCAGGGAGGAGUGCGGGGUGGCGGGGGACACCCGUCACGGAACUCCUGGAGACGCCCAGGCAUGCAGAGGAAGCCCAUCAGGCCCGGUUCCCACGGCGCGGAGAGAGGCUCGGUAGAGCCGCCGUCACAGCCUCGCCGUCGGGUGGGUCUGUCAAACAAUCAGAUCGAUCCCGAGCGGUGGGCCAACAUCCUGGCCAAGGUUCGGGACAGAACCAAGGGCACCACGCCGAGUCCGCCUCUGACCACCACAGAACCACCCCUCACCUACGAAGCGACCGCUAGUAUGACACCAGAGCCAGUGUUCACCACAGAGCUCCCAGACGAGCAGGAAGAGGAGAAAGAGGAGGAAGAGGAGUCAGACACAGACACCACACUCCAAUCAGAACCCCCUACGACAGACAGCCCACUGGACUACCCAGAGGAGGACCAGUUUGAAGAAACUACCACUCCAGAUCCUAUCACAGAAAGCCCAACAGCCCUUAGCACCCUCUACACAGAGGUCCAGACUUCAGAACAAACAACAGAACCCCCUCUUGACUUACACGACCCAGAAGAAGAGAACCCAGACUUUACCACGGAACCCCCUCUUGACUUACACGACCCAGAAGAAGAGAACCCAGACUUCACCACGGAACCCCCUCUGGACUUGCACGACCCAGAAGAAGAGAACCCAGACUUUACCACAGAACCCCCUCUGGACUUAUAUGACCCAGAAGAAGAGAACCCAGACUUUACCACAGAACCCCCUCUGGACUUACACAACCCAGAAGAAGAGAACCCGGACUCUACGACGGAGCCUCCACUUGACAUCCGCUCCCUGUACGCGGAGGAACAGACACACGUCAUCUACCAGAUCUCAGAGCCCGACACGGACACCGACCUGUUCACGGAGAGCAUAAACACACUCGAGGCCACGGACAGUCCUCUCGUCAUCAGCACCUCUUCAACCGAUGUUGCCGAGGAUCUGCCCAGCGUAGAGGGGGACAGUUUGGGUGCUCAUGUUACCACGGAUACCCCACUCACUGUCGCUUUUCCUGCCACAAAGGGUAGACGCACACACGUGACUCAGGGCAGGCGGAAACACACUCCUCAGGACAGACGCACACACACACACACACUCACAACUCAGGCCAGAGACCGAGACCGACACACAGCAAGGGCCAAGGACACACACACACCUCAGACAAGACAAAGACAGAUAACUCAGGGGAGAAACAGACAAACAGCUCAGGGAAAAGACAGAGUUAAAACCCAGGAUGGACACAGACACACUACUACACAGUCUGGACAAAGACUCAGCGCUGAAGGUAAUCAGAAACAGACAACACCAACCGGCCAAAGCACUGAGGGUCAGCUAAGACAUACCACUCACACUGGCCAGGAAGAACAAAGACACACAAUUCAAACUGACCAAAGACUUAGCACUGAAACUGGCCAAAAACAUACCAAUCAAACUGGCCAAAAAGUCGAUACUGAAAGGGAUCAAAAACAUAAAACUGGCCAAGAUAGCCAAAGACACACAACUCAAACUGACAAACGACUCAGCACUGAAACUGCCCAGAAACAUACCACUCAAACUGGCCAAAAUGGCCAAAAACACACAAGUAAGAGUGGCCAAAGUUUCAGCACUGAAAAUGAUCAAACACGUACCAUUCAAACUGGCCAAAGAGUCAACACUAAAGAUGAUCAAAAACAUACCACUCAGAGUGGCCGAAGAGUCGAUAGUGAGACUGAGGAAAGACAGUCCACUCAAAUUGGCCAAAGAGUUCAUACAGAGGCUGAGGAAAGACAGUCCACUCAAAUUGGCCAAAGAGUUCAUACAGAAGCUAAGGAAAGACAGUCCACCCAGACUGGCCAGAGACAUGCCUCAAGAGGAAGGGGAAGACACAGAACUCAGGGUAGGCAAAGAGUUCCUGCUCUAAACAGACAGGGAAACAGGAAAUCCAGUGUUCAGGAUAAGGAAGAGCAGGAAAUACCCCGCAUGCCGCCUCAGAUAGAGGGCAGGCUGGGAGUGUCAAGCACAGACAAGGGGGUGCGCAGUGAGCACGAUCAGGGAGAGCGCCCUCUUCCACGAGGCCAAGGAGAGCGUAACUUUGAGGGGAUGACACCUCUGCAGCUGCCCAGGACUCCCCCCACGGCCACCAGCUUUGCAGUGAAGCCAUACACCCGCCUCGCAACUCACCCAGCCACCCCUCACACCACUACCCCCACCCCUACCCCUAGCACCACCCUCCUUUCUAGUUCCACUCUGGGUUCCAUUACCCCCAGUUCCGACCCAGACCCCUCCUUCUCCUCCUCCGGCUCCGACCCAUCUCCCCAGGGCAGGGGUUCCCGGCGACGGGGUGGGGGGGGCAAACGCAAGAGACCCGGACGUGUCCGUAACAGGCCAAACGUCUCCCAGGCCCCUGAGCUCGUCAGGAGCCAUGCACAGCCCAUCACCCCCGCCUCCUCCUCCUCCUCAUCCUCUCCACUGGCAGGACCCACGGUGGCGUCCAAACCCAGAAUAGAAACAUCGGGGUGGGCCAAGAGUGCAGCUGCCAGCCCCGGCUCGGCUAUUCCACUCACCGAGGGCCAGGCACCGUCAUCAGGCAGAGUGAGUCACAGGCACAACACUGACUCUUUAUCCAGCGCAGGGAAAGACCCGGCAUCAGGGAGAGACAUGGCAGAAAAGUCCUCAGCCUCAAAGCCUGACAAGGAGGAGAGAGACAUGGCAGAAAAGUCCUCAGCCUCAAAGCCUGACAAGGAGGAGAGAGACAUGGCAGAAAAGUCCUCAGCCUCAAAGCCUGACAAGGAGGAGAGAGACAUGGCAGAAAAGUCUUCAGCCUCAAAGCCUGACAAGGAGGGGAGAUAUCCAACCACACAGUCCCCAGUGUCACAGCCUGAGCUAGAAGGGAAGGGGAGAGACCCGGUGGCACAGUCUCAAGCAUCCCAGCCUGCACAAGAAGGGGAGGGGAGAACAUCACAUGUUUCCACCACAGCCUCCCGAGCCUCACAGGAUACCUCUUCACUGGCUGCCUCUACGGAGCGUCUUUCCCCUCUAUCUCCUGAGUCCAGCUCCCCGUCUGAGUCAAGUCGUCAGGAGGGGGUCACAAGCUUCCAUUCACCUGCUGAGAAUCCGCUUGAAAAGACACACAGGACACUUGACAAGUCCUCCAAGAGUUCUCAUACACACAUACAACCAUCACUCACACAUCUACAGACAUCUCAUACACACAGGAAGACCAAUCACACGCACACAGACAUAUCUCUCACACACACACACACACAUACACAGACAUCUGACACAGACACCAGAGUAGACCCCAUCACAGCAGAUCAGAACCCCAGUAGAGGUCUGGGUCAGACAACUAUUAACGAGGUUGACCAAGAACGUCGGGUUACCAUGGAGAAGCCCACAAUUACCAGAGAAACGGGAACCAUCCAGGCCCAACCCAAAACAUCCUCGGAUGGACAGACCCUCUCUGGAAGAACCUCAGCUGCUGCCGAGCAAUCAGAUCCUGACACAGACAAAGGGAGAGCCUCUCCUCCACGGAGAGUUAACAUGGCUAAAACCCUGCCAACCACUCAACCCUCUAGGCCAUCCAACCCCAACCCCAAACACACCACUUCCAUCACCACUACUGCUGCUACGCCCAGGGCAAGGCCACGUGUGCCCAUAUACCCAGACACGUCUAACACAAGAGCAAGAGGUGGCACCACGGACGGCCUGAAUCAGAUACAGGACACUCUCAGAGAGGGGGCCCCUCCCCUAGACUUGCCCAGAGCACAGAGCCCCAACCCAGGACAAACACACACAGGACAAACUAACCCAGGACAAACUCAUACACACACUGUACACAGCUCUAACCCAGGACAAACUCACACAGACACAGCUCACAGCCCUAACUCAGGACAAACUAACCCAGGACAAACGCACACACACACAGCACACAGCCCUAACCCAGGACAAUUUAACCCAGGACAAACGCACACACACACAGCUCAUAGCCCUAACUCAGGACAAACUAGGCCAGGACAAACUCGCACAGACACAGCCCAUAGCCCUAACCCAGGACAAACUCUCACACACACAGUACACAGCCCUAACCCAGGACAAACUCACACAGACACAGCUUAUAGCCCUAACCCAGCACUAACUAGGCCAGGACAAACUCACUUGCACACAGUACAUAGCUCUAACUCAGGACAAACUAACCCAGGACAAACUGAUACACACACAGUGCAUAGCUCUAACCCAGGACAAACUAAUCCAGGACAAACUCACACACACACAGUACACAGCUCUAACCCAGGACUAACUGACCCUGGACAAACUCACAUGCACACAGUACAUAGCUCUAACCCAGUACAAACUAACCAAGGACAGACAUACAUUAACAGAGGCAGAGGUUCUAGCCCUGGACAGACCACACAAACAGAGUACCGUCCUUACCCAGGGCAGUCUAAUGUUCAGAGAGAGAGAGUGCCUAGUCCAGAUCAGACUGGUAUCCAUAGAGACAGAGUUCCUAGUCCAGAUCAGACUGGUAUCCAUAGAGACAAAGUGCCUAGUCCAGAUCGAACUGGUAGAGAGAGAGCUCCUAGUCCAGAACAAACUGGUAUCCAUAGAGACAGAGUUCCUAGUCCAGAUCAGACUGGUAUCCAUAGAGACAGAUUUCCUAGUCCAGAUCAGAUAGGUAUCCAUAGAGACAGACUGUCUAGUCCAGAGAGACCAUCUCUCCCCUCUGGUUCUGUUCUCAGACCCGACAGCUCUCCUGCCAGGCGCACCACACCUGUCCCUCCCACCACCCACGUGUCCCCUACCCGUCUUGUGCCCCCGCCCAAGAUACCCCCCUCAGGUGGAACUGCUGCCCGGCCCCAGAGCCCAGAUGCCUCCCAGCCAAGCCCAGCUGUGCCCACCACCCAUGGGAAGAGCCCAGAUGCCUCCCAGCCAAGCCCAGCUGUGCCCACCACCCAUGGGAAGAGCCCAGAUGCCUCCCAGCCAAGCCCAGCUGUGCCCACCACCCAUGGGAAGCCCCGGAUAUCCUCCACUGGUGUCUCCACGGUGACGGUGCCAGCGGAGGCCGAUGCCCAUCUGCCCUGUGUGUCGAGCGGAGAGCCGAGGCCCUUCCUCUCCUGGACCAAAGUCUCCACAGGUGCCAGUGUGGCCCAGAACACUCGGAUCCAGCGCUUUGAGGUCCACUCCAACGGAACCCUCAUCAUCCGGAAAACACUGCCGUCAGACCGGGGCCAGUACAUGUGCAGCGUGCAGAACCAGUACGGGGAGGACCGGGCCGUGGUCUCGCUCGUGGUGCUGUCGGAGCACCCCCGGGUUGUGAACCCUAAGUACCGGGACACCACUGUGCACAUGGGCGAGUCCGUGGACCUGGAGUGCCAGGCCAAGGGCCACCCAACCCCGCGGGUCACCUGGGUUCUGCCGGACAGAGGGAUGGUCCACACGGGGGCGCUAUCGAGCGCAGGCAGCAAUUUCCAGAGGGUGGCGCUGUUCCCCAACGGCACGCUGCGCAUCACCCAGUCCAUCUACACAGACCGCGGCAUCUACAAGUGCAUUGCCAGCAACGCGGCAGGUGCCGACUCUGUCACCGUACGCCUGCACGUCUCCGCACUGCCGCCCACCAUUCUACAGGGGCGCCAUGACAACAUCUCGCUGCCCGAGGGAAGCUCCGCCUACCUGCACUGCUCCGCUCAAGGCACCCCACCCCCCACCGUCCGCUGGACCAGCCCUGACAACACGCAGCUUCGCCCCUCCCAGUUUGUGUCGGGACGGAACCUGUUUGUGUUCCCGAACGGAACGCUGUUCGUGCGGUCCCUGGGUCAAGCCGACAGUGGACGCUAUGAGUGUGCCGCCACAAACACUAUUGGUGCAGCCUGGAGGGCCAUCAGCCUAGUGGUCAUACCGGCGACAGCCUCGCUCCGCGCACACAUUACCUUCUCCUCACCCCAGAACACACAGGUGGGCUACGGCGCCCAGCUGCGACUCGACUGCAUAGCUGCCGGCAAUCCAGAACCCAGGAUCAUCUGGAGGACCCCCUCAAAGAAACUAGUGGACACCCAGUACAGCUAUGACCCUCGAUUGAACGUCUUCCCCAACGGCACCCUGGUUCUCCAGCCGAUGACGGAGAAGGACGAGGGCGACUACCUCUGCGUGGCUAGGAACAAGAUGGGCGACGACUACAUCCUGCUGCGCGUAGCCGUUGUUACCAAGCCAGCCAAGAUAAUGCAGAAGUCGUCGCUCAGUCAGGAAGUUACAUACGGCUCAGACCUCAGAGUGGACUGUGUGGCAUUGGGUCUGCCCAACCCAAAGAUCCAGUGGGCCUUGCCAGACGGAACCAUGAUCAACAGCAUCAUGACCUUUAACCCCAGUGGACCUGGUCGCUCACGCCGCUACGUGGUGUUUGACAACGGAACACUGUUCUUUAACGACGUGGGCAUGCGGGAGGAGGGUGACUACACCUGCUACGCUGACAACCAGGUGGGCAAAGACGAGAUGAAGGUCAGAGUGAAGGUCGUGUCAGAUGCACCAAUCAUCCGAAAUCAGACGCAGGGGCCGGUGCGCGUUCUCUACGGCGAAUCAGCCUCACUACGCUGUGAGGCGAAGGGAGAACCUAUUCCCACAAUCUUGUGGUUCUCCCCCGCCAGUCGUACCAUCCCCACAUCUUCUGACAAGUACCGCAUCCACUCAGACGGAACCUUGGUCAUCCAGAAGGUUCAGCGUCUGGACGGGGGGAACUACACCUGUCUGGCUCGGAACAGCGCUGGACAGGCCCGCCAGGUGACACGCCUGGAGAUUCUGGUUUCACCGCCGACAAUCAACGGGCUGAGGGGAGGGGCCACCAGCGCACUGGUGCGUGGUGUGACAGACCAGCGGAAGCUCCUGGACUGCGUAGCGACGGGGAUGCCGGUUCCGCGCAUCACGUGGGUUCUCCCCAACAACGUGAUUCUGCCGGCGCCAUACUACGGCAGCAGGAUGACGGUGCACCGCAACGGAACGCUGGAGAUCCGCGGGCUGAAGCGCAGCGACGCAGCGCAGCUGGCGUGCGUGGCGCAGAACGAGGGUGGAGAAGCCCGUCUGCAGGUCCUGCUCGAGGUGCAGGACCCCGAGGAGAGGCCACCACCUCCUCCUCCACCCCAGCAGAGACCCGCCCUGCCUUCAACCCCCCUGCAGAUCCCCAAAACGGACACUCGCCCGCUCACCAUCGGCGCCCCGAUUCUGCUCAACUGCUCCCUGGCGGGUUCCCCCCCGGCUCCCCUUACCUGGGUUCUGCCCAACGGUUCCCCGCUGGCCAGCGGAGCCCGGUACUCCCGGUUCUACCACCGGCCAGACGGCAUGCUGCUCAUCAGCAACCCGACGCUGUCGGAGAGCGGGGUGUACAGGUGCGUGGGCCGCAGCAGCGCGGCCACGGGGACGCUGGUGGAGCGGAGUGUGGCGCUGGUUCCAGAGCGCCCCCCGGAGAUCAGCAGCCGCUACAGCGCCCCGAUCAGCGUCCUCGUCGGCGCUAGCCUGCAGCUGCACUGCCAGGCCAGACAGGGCGUCGCCCCUGUGCGGCUCAGCUGGAAACUGCCCACUGGUGUGGUUAUGACCCAGAGCCAGCGCGCCGGCCGCUACAACGUCCUGCCCAACGGAACGCUGUCCAUCUCGCAGGCGUCGGUGCACGACCGUGGCUCGUACGUGUGCCACGUGGCUAACGAGUAUGGCAGUGCCACCCUCACGGUGCCCGUCAUCAUCAUCACCUAUGCGCCACGCAUCACCAGCGGCCCCACGCUCACCACGCAGGCCCGACGCGGCGUCGCCGUGCAACUCAACUGCGCCGCCACCGGGCUCCCGCGCCCCGAGAUCGCCUGGGAGACGCCCGACCGCACGCGCCUGGUGGUCAGCCCUCAGCCACGCCUCUUUGGCAAUAAGUACCUCCACCCCCAGGGGGCGCUCAUCAUCCAAAACCCCUCCCCCAGCGAUUCUGGCUUCUACCGCUGCACAGCACGCAACGUCAUCGGGGUCGACUCUAAGGGCACCUACCUGCGUGUACUCUAGAACUCUAGAACUAAACUCCAAUGUCAUUGGGAUAGACACAAAGGGCAUCCACCUCGAAAUGUUCUAGAACUGUACUCCAACAUCAUCAGAGUCAACUCAAAGGGGACCUAUUUGUGUGUGUUCUAAAAAACAUCUUCUGAGUGUUCUAAGGAUUCUUUCCUGUAUUCUAAAGAUUCCUGCACAUGUUCUAAAAGUACUUGCUUGUGUUGUAAGGAUACUUGCUUGUGUUUUAAAAGUACUUGCUUGUUUUUUAACAAUACUUGCCUGUGUUCUAAGGACACUAGCAUAUGUUAGAAAGAUAACUGCACAAUCUUCCAAAGACAUCUAUCCUCCAAAGAUUAUAGGCAUAUGUGUGGAUUAUUGUCUAGAAAAAAAAUGAUCAUGCUUCGAAGACUUCUGUGAAUUCUCAACACCUACACAUAUUUGCUAGACGAGCAAGCCCCAGAGUCCUCCCCGUGUUCCUGGGCCCCUUGAUCCGAUUUCAAGAGCAGAACCGCCUCUAGCUGACAGCCAGAGCAGCAGCCCGGUCGAACAGAGCAAAGCAGAGCAGAGCAUAGCAGGCUUAUCAGGUCUCUGUGGUGGGACGGCUGUUAGUGCUUGUUUGCAGUUGGAAUGUCCUGACUUUAUUGGACGCAUAGUAGUGCUGUGCAGCGCGAUGCAACGCAACAUUUUGUCAGACGCCCCGUUUCUAUUUUCUCUAUGUCGCUCACGUUGCUCUGCUAUUUUGAAUGAGAAAUAUGACGCAAUAGAAGGGCAUAUUUAACGAAUUCAGUGUAGACAGAUAACAUUGAAUGCUACAAGACAGUCGCUCGCUAGGAUCCGGUCGGGACACCCUGUCUGGCUGUGUGGUGUGAGCACUGCUGCUGGAGCGGAAGUGACAUUUCUCCUACAUGUGCAGAGUGCAGCAGAGGAACAUUCUUCUUUCUACUGAGCAAAAUGACAAAAUUAUGACAAAAUUAAAGCAACACCAAAGAGUUUUUUGUACCUUAAAAUAAUGUUUCCAAAAUCGUUUUAGUGGUUCAUCAACUUGUAACAGGGU